AUGAUAACAUCUAAUGAACUAGAAGAAGUUGAUUUAAGUGACUUAACUAGUUUAAAAAGUUUAAAUUGUGGUUUGAAUAAUCUAGAUGCUUUAGAUUUAAGUAAUAAUUUAGAAAUAGAAAUUGUUAGAAGAAUUAGACUGCCACAACUCAAAAAGUUUGAAAGAAUUGUUUGUUUGUCAUCAACAAGAAAAUUUCUUGAUUCUUCCUCCUCUAAUAGACAAGUCUUAAAACUUGAAGGGAUGGAUAAAUUAGAAAAACUAUUUUUAUGUCAAGCAUUGUUGGAAAUAGAUAAAAAAGAAGUUCCAGAGUUUGAACAAUUCUUACAAGAAAAAAGAGAUAAACCAAUCAAAGAAAUCUUGGCUAAUCCCAAUAAUUACUCUCUUGAAGAUAUUCUCAAAUUAGGAAAGAAAGUGUUAAAAGAAAAGUUAGUUGAACUAGCAACUAAAAAACAUGAAGAAAUAAUAUUACAAAAAGAAAGGGAGUUCAUGGAUGAAUUAAGAAAGAGUGAAGAAGAAACUCCUCUUCUUACUCCUCAGGAAUCACCAACACCAAAGGAUAAUAAUAAAGAUAAAAAUGUUAUGAGUUUAAUGAAGAAGAGCAAAAG
This is a messenger RNA of Entrophospora candida, 605 nucleotides long. NCBI's taxonomy places the organism in Eukaryota, Fungi, Glomeromycota, Glomeromycetes, Entrophosporales, Entrophosporaceae. The record is from the annotation of a GenBank genome assembly.